GUCCGGGCUGCGCGUCGCUCUUCGGCUUGCCCCGCCUCUCCCCUCCCCCGAGACGACGCCGCGACGGAAGCGGGAAGGACGUGGCGCGAGGCAGCUCCAGCCGACAGGAUGGUGACGGACGUGCAACUGGCCAUCUUCGCCAACAUGCUGGGCGUGUCGCUCUUCCUGCUCGUGGUCCUCUACCACUACGUGGCCGUCAACAACCCCAAGAAGCAGGAGUGACCGGGCCGGGGCCUCCGCCCGCCUCCCGCCCCCCCCGCAGCAGCGCCGGCGCGAGCGAAGCACGGAUCUCCCCAGGCGGCCCCACGGACUACAAUAAAUGGCUUCUCAGCAGCCCGCGUGCACCGGGGCCUUCCUGUUUGCGAUGCCGCAGGCACCGGGAGGGGAGGGGAGGGGAGGGGAAGUAUUUUCUUGCCAAACCAAAUUUAUUAAUUAGAAACCUGUUACAAGAAAA
Elgaria multicarinata webbii is the source of this 454-nucleotide messenger RNA. RefSeq names its product oligosaccharyltransferase complex subunit 4, non-catalytic (gene OST4). Gene Ontology annotation, cellular component: oligosaccharyltransferase complex. Lineage: Eukaryota; Metazoa; Chordata; Lepidosauria; Squamata; Anguidae. The record is from RefSeq and is a predicted model, not a curated record. Bases 109 to 222 code for a protein of 37 amino acids. The transcript has 3 exons.